ACAAAUUUAUUCAAAUCGUCUUAAAAUUUAAAUUCGUUGUCUUGGGAAAUAAAGAGGAGUUUUGUACUUAACAUUUGACUUCAGUUUUUUCCUUGAAGAUGGCCGAUGGUGUGAUAAAGAGUUUCGUUCGGGAUAUUUUUGCGAUAAAAUAUAAUCCAAAGACACAUGAUCCAGAAUCAAAGCGUAUCGAUGGCGGAGGCUGUUGUUAUCCAAAUUGUGCCUCAGAUGUUUGGCUGCGUUCAUGUGAACGUGAAAUUAUUGAACCGAUUGAGGGACAUGUCGACGGACACAUACCAAAAUGGUUAAAUGGCAGUUUACUACGUAAUGGACCGGGUAAUUGGAAAGUUGGAGAUAUGAGCUUUCAACAUUUAUUUGAUUGCUCAGCGUUGUUGCAUCGUUUUGCUAUUAAAAAUGGUCAUGUUACUUACCAGAAUCGAUUUAUACAAACAGAAACAUUGAAGAAAAAUUCGACUGCUCAACGUAUUGUUGUGACGGGAUUUGGAACAGCUUCUGUACCGGAUCCAUGUCACUCGAUAUUUGAUAAAGUAUCAGCAAUUUUUCGACCAGAUAGUGCAUCCGAUAAUACUAUGAUUUCUAUAUAUCCAUUUGGUGAUGAAUAUUAUACGUUUACAGAAGCUCCAAUUAUACACAGAGUAAAUCCUCGGACAUUGGCAACUGAAGCACGGGUAUGUGUAAGCGAUUUUGUUGGUGUUAUAAAUCAUACAUCUCAUCCACAUGUUUUACCAAAUGGUACAGUUUAUAAUUUGGGUAUGGCCGCUUCUAGAUCAGGACCAACAUACAAUAUAAUUUGCUUUCCACACGGUGAAAGUAUGUUUGAAGAUGUUUAUGUAGUGGGGAGUGUGCCAUGUCGUUGGAAACUACAUCCUGGUUAUAUGCAUACAUUUGGUAUAACCGAAAAUUAUUUCGUAAUCGUAGAACAACCCCUUUCCAUAUCAUUAACAGAAUUUGUUAAGGCUCAAAUCUACAAUCAAAAUUUAUGUUCAUGUUUAAAGUGGUUUGAAAAUAAACCGACAUUAUUCCAUCUAAUGGAACGUAAAACUGGUAAAGUUCGUUACACUUUCCAUUCGGAGGCAUUCUUUUAUUUACAUAUCGUGAAUCAAUAUGAGGAGGAUAAUCAUGUGGUUAUCGACAUAUGUUGUUACAAAGAUCCUGAGAUGAUAAAUUGCAUGUAUUUGGAAUCCAUUAUGAAUAUGCAAACAAAUCCUAAUUAUGCAUCUUUGUUCCGUGGUCGUCCCUUACGUUUUGUAUUGCCAUUAGGUAGUAAUAUAGAUGUUCCUACUACUGAACGUUGUGGUAGUAGAAAAAAGCUUGUGAAAUCUUUUUCUCUCUCUGGAAUUAGUGCACGUUUACAGCAACCUAAACUGAAACAUUCAGAAUCUCAACAUGAGGAUGUUACUUACAUAGCCACAAAUAGAAAAGAACAAAUACAAAUUGGUGGUUUAAGUGAACAAAAUUUGUCAAAUGAAUCCAAACAAAUUAAUUACGAAAAACUCGUUAAUUUGGUUACACUCAAAACUACGAAAGCAGAGGCCUAUCAAAUGUCAGAUCGUACUAUCUUUGUACGACCAGAGUUGUUGUGUGAUUUAGGUUGUGAAACUCCACGUAUUAAUUAUGAGAGAUUUUUAGGUAAAAAAUAUCGUUACUUUUAUGCUAUUAGUUCCGAUGUAGAUGCCGACAAUCCUGGAACGCUUAUAAAGGUAGAUCUAUUUAAUAAAACUUGUCAAACAUGGUGCGAAAACAAUUGUUAUCCUAGUGAACCGGUAUUUGUGGCAGCCCCCAACGCACAAUUUGAGGAUGAUGGCGUCGUGCUAGCUUCAAUGGUUUGGGGUGGCUUAAAAGAUAAUUAUGUAGGACUAUUAGUGCUAUGUGCCAGAACGUGGACUGAAUUGGGUCGUUGUGAGUUUCAUGCAGAUGGUCCGGUACCUAAAUGUUUGCAUGGUUGGUUUGCCAAGGAUAUUGUUUAAAGUAGUAGUUUUAUUUUAUACAAAAUAAUAUGUAUUUGUUAUAAUAGUU
Teleopsis dalmanni is the source of this 2034-nucleotide messenger RNA. RefSeq names its product carotenoid isomerooxygenase (gene ninaB). Gene Ontology annotation, biological process: carotene catabolic process; retinal metabolic process. Lineage: Eukaryota; Metazoa; Arthropoda; Insecta; Diptera; Diopsidae. Gene Ontology annotation, molecular function: beta-carotene 15,15'-dioxygenase activity; carotenoid dioxygenase activity. The transcript is spliced from 7 exons. The record is from RefSeq and is a predicted model, not a curated record. Bases 99 to 1985 code for a protein of 628 amino acids.